AGGAGCGCUCAGGAAAUUGGCGGGAAGGAUUUGCCGUUGCUCUCCUCAGGCGGGUAAAGGCCGAGUGAGCAGAGACCCAUUUCUGCCCUCCUGCAAACCGGAGAAGGGGUUGCGGAGGGGCUGGGGACAUUUGGGACUCUCUCGGGCUUCUUUUGGCUGCCCCCGAGCAGGAGACCCGACGGAAGCCCAGGGAUCUCCAGGGAUGGAGGCCGCCCUCAGCCCAGAGAUCCACCGCCGGCGCUUCCUCGAUCUCGACGGCUGCCGCCAGGAGGCCGAGGGGCCCCGGGAGCUUUGCAGCCGCCUGCACCGCCUGUGCCGCCAGUGGCUGCGGCCGGAGAGGAGCAGCAAAGGGGAGAUGCUGGACCUGGUGGUGCUGGAGCAGCUGCUGGCCCUGCUGCCCGCGGAGAUGGCGAGCUGGGUGAGGGAGUGCGGAGCCGAGAACUGUUCGCAGGCGGUGGCCCUGGCCGAAGGCUUCCUCCUCAGCCAAGCCCAGCGGGAAGAGCCGGGAAAGGGGCAGAUACAGGAGUCGUUCACAGAGGAGAUUUCAGCAGAGCUCCGGGGCAGAAGAGAUCAAUCCAGCUCUAUUCAGGACCUGUUUUUCAGGAGAACCCAAUUCUGGCCACCUUGCCAGAGCUCUGAUUCCUUUAAGGGGGUGACUGUGGACUUCACAGAUGAGGAGUGGAGGCUGCUAGAUUCUGGCCAGAAGGCCUUCUGCAGAGAAGUCAUGCAGGAGGUUUCUAUCAAUAUGGCUGCUCUGGAUGAUGUGUUUGUGAAUGAGAACGACAAGGAGGCACGCAUGCCUCUAGAAAUUACGGAGAAUAGCUCCUUCGCCUCUACUUCACCAAAGAAAUGGGAAUCACAUACCUCUGUAAUAUCUUUGAUGGAUUCCAGCCUGAACAGAAAGAGGAAACGCUGCAUGCAGUAUGGAAAAAGUUUCAGUAUGAAAAGUAAUCUUAAUGUCCACCAAAAGAUGCACACCGGGGAGAGAUCAUAUGAAUGCAUAGAAUGUGGAAAGAGCUUUAUCCGGAAAGAAAAUCUUAAACUUCAUGAGAGGAUCCACACUGGGGAAAGACCGUAUAAAUGCAUGGAAUGUGGAAAGAGCUUUACCCAGAAAGGAAAUCUUAAUCUUCAUGAGAGGAUCCACACUGGGGACAGGCCGUACAAGUGCAUGGAAUGUGGAAAGAGAUUUAUCCGGAAAGAAAGUCUUAAUCUUCAUGAGAGGAUCCACACUGGGGACAGACCAUAUAAAUGCAUGGAAUGUGGAAAGAGCUUUACUCAGAAAGGAAAUCUUAAUCUUCAUGAGAGGAUGCAUACUGGGGACAGAGUGUAUAAAUGCAUGAAAUGUGGAAUGACCUUUACCCGGAAAGGACCCCUUAAUCGUCACAAAAGGGUCCACACUGGGGACAGACCGUAUAAAUGCAUGAAAUGUGGAAAGAGCUUUACCCGGGAAGGACAUCUUAAACUUCAUGAGAGGAUCCACACUGGGGACAGACCGUAUAAAUGCAUGAAAUGUGGAAUGACCUUUACCCAGAAAGGAAAUCUUAAUCGUCACAAAAGGGUCCACAUAGGGGACAGACCGUAUAAAUGCAUGAAAUGUGGAAUGACCUUUACCUGAUAAGGACAUCUUAAACUUCAUGAGAGGAUCCACACUGGGGACAGGCCGUAUAAAUGCAUGAAAUGUGGUAUGAUCUUUACCCGGAAAGGAAAUCUUAAUUGUCACAAAAGGAUCCACACUGGGGAUAGACUGUAUAAAUGCAUGAAAUGUGGAAUGACCUUUACCCGGAAAGGAAAUCUUAAUCGUCAUAAAAGCAUCCACACUGGGGACAGACCGAAUAAAUGCAUGGAGUGUGGAAAGAGUUUCAUUAGCGAAAGUCAUCUUACUUGCCACCAUAGGAUUCACAGUGGGAAGCAACCAUAUAAAAAGAUAGACUGGAAAAAGCUAUGCUGGAAAAGCUCAUCUUAAAUUGUCAUGAAAGGAUCCACACUGGGGAUAGACCGCAUUAAUGCACAGAGUGUGGAAAUAGCUUUACUUGGAAAACACAGUUCUCAUAGAGAGCAUAUAAAUCCAUGGAGGGUGGAAAGAUCCUUUCUGAGGAGAGAGGCAAUAGUGGUCACCAAAGUAUUGGAUGUUAAAUAAUAAAUAUAUUUAUAUUAUAAA
This is a messenger RNA of Crotalus tigris (Tiger rattlesnake), 2158 nucleotides long. Its product is annotated as zinc finger and SCAN domain-containing protein 12-like. Bases 203 to 1615 code for a protein of 470 amino acids. Gene Ontology annotation, molecular function: DNA-binding transcription repressor activity, RNA polymerase II-specific. Lineage: Eukaryota; Metazoa; Chordata; Lepidosauria; Squamata; Viperidae. Gene Ontology annotation, biological process: negative regulation of transcription by RNA polymerase II. The record is from RefSeq and is a predicted model, not a curated record. The transcript is spliced from 4 exons.